This is a messenger RNA of Manis pentadactyla (Chinese pangolin), 3839 nucleotides long. RefSeq names its product TraB domain containing (gene TRABD). Bases 2108 to 3655 code for a protein of 515 amino acids. The transcript has 13 exons. The record is from RefSeq and is a predicted model, not a curated record. NCBI's taxonomy places the organism in Eukaryota, Metazoa, Chordata, Mammalia, Pholidota, Manidae.
GCAAAGUAGCUCGAAGGUCACGUGUGCGUCUUGGUAACAACUGUCCCAAGAAAGGGAGUCAAGUGUGCCUUGGCAUCGACAUUUGAGAAACAGGAACCCCACUCAGAGGUGUUGGGCUGGCUGUGGGAGUGCCCACAGCCUCGCCAGGAGAACCGCGGUUUCCGGGUUGAAUCCCGCUGGCUUUGGGGUCCCCUGGAGAGGGAGGUGCACAGGCUUUCGUGCUCGCUGCGCCCUGGGCAGGCUUGGCUCUGUCCGCUUUGACCCUUGCUCGCGGUGUGACUGGGAGGGAUCCUGACGCUGGGACCACCGGCCGGCCUUGCAGUGUGGCUGUAAUGCUGGGGUGUAGCGGGUACGAGAGGGCCGGGCAGGGUGGGCCAAACACCUACAGAACACCCUACAUCCGCUGGUCAGCGUAGGGACCCAGCAUUAGGCAGCGUCCAGGUUCCAGGAGGGUCAGUGGGUGUGCUGGACAAGGAGCCUUUCAGACCUCCAGCCCAGAUGGGAGCUGCAUGCUUCCUCUACCCCAGUCCCAAGUCCUGCCGCACCUCCUUGAAGCGGGUCCUGCCCAGACUCUGGGUGGUCUCCAGUGGCAAGAGUGCCCAGGCUUCCCAAGUGGAGGCUCUGGGAAGGCCAGGGUUUGGGCCAUACCCUGCUACCUCCCGGCUGGUCGUUUCUUUCUGCAGCUCGCUGGUCUUUCCAGUUUGGAACUUAGCUUUCUGAGGCCGGCUGCACUGGUUGGAAGCUGAGGCUUUUUCUCCGAACACUGUCCAUGCUGGUCAGCCCUUGGCCAGCACUGGGAAGCCAGGCUGGGGUCUGGGAGGCAUUUUCUGGCUUCCCAGUUUUUAGAGGGGGAGCAGGGAGAGGACAGGUGUCUGUCUGCUCUGCAGCCACAACAAAACACCACAGAGUGUGUGGCUGAAGCCACAGGCUGUUUACUGGAGGCUGCCGAUCGAGGUGGGUAUGGAUUUGGUUCCUGGCUGUGGACAGUGCCUCCUCCCUGUGUCCUCACUGGUGUGGAGGGAGGUCUGGUGUCUCUGCUCCUAAGGCCCCCCAUGACCUCGUCUGAACUUGAUCCUUUCCCAAAGAUCCCACCUCCAAAUACCAUCACAUUGGGGGUUAGAGCUUCAACGUAUAGUUUUGGGGGACAUGAUGCAUCCCAACGUGGUAGCCAGAAGAGGGGGCAGCUGCCUGGCCUGGGCAAGCAGGAACCUUUGGCUGCCACUCACAUUGAACUGUAAGAUGUCCUCAAGUUAUGUCCUGAAAGAGUCACCGCAGAGCAUUCUCAGGUGCUGGGAACAUCAUGGGACACAAAUGAGCCUAACCUGUCACUCUGAUUUGUGUCCCAGGGCUGCAUGCCCCCCGUGAACCCCUAAUGCUGGUGAGCUGCUCAUGCCUCUGAACUGGGUGCUUUCUCUGGUGUCUUGGAUAAGACUGGUCCAUUCAGGGCUGUGGGGAGUUCCCAGAUCUGGAGCUUAUUUUCCUGGAAGCGCAUUUAUGAUUGUGUAGCAGUCAUCUGCGUGGAGAGCUGUAAUUUCCGAAGCCAGAUAAUGGUGUCCCUCUGCAGACCAGGAGACACCUGAGAGGACUCGCCUUUCCCUGGUUCUUGUGCCCUGAAGGUUUGGGUUCUGCCCCUGCCCUCCACUCCGAGGACAGGAAACCACGGUACAGCAGAGGGAAGCCUGCAGAGGUCUAGCAGUCAUGGACUAAAGAGGCAUCUGAGAGUGGCACACAGGUUGCCGCUGGGACAUGCCAGAGUGCGGCUGGGCAAGACAGCUCGGGGGCUGCUGUGACGGCCUUGGCCCCGAGACCAUGCAGCGCUAGGUGGCUGGUCUGAGAGCUGGCCAACCCCAUGGCUGUCCUCUGCAGCAGUUACUGGCAGCCAGCCUGAGUAACAGAUGGACUGUCCACAGGCAGUCUUGCUCAGGAGACCCGCCACUUGUGCCCAGCACCUGGCACAGGCCAUGCUCUGUGGACAGUCCUGCUCGGCAGCGACAGCUGGUUGGAGGAAGUGAGUGGCUGGGUCUGGCAGAAGUGUCCUCCCUUGAGCCAGGUUCCCUAGGCUCCCAGCAUCAGUGGCCACAGUGUGGUCAGGCCGUGGGCGGGAGCCAUGUGCCGGGCUUCCUGGAGCUGUGCUGGCUGGUGGGGACCUAUGUCAGCCUGGACUAAGGUGGGCCACCCUGAGGGUAUCAGCCAGGGUCUGCGGAGUGCUGCGGCCUGCAGUGGUGUGAUGAGCGAGGCCGAGCGUCAGGAAGCCGGAAGGACUCAGACGCUCCCGGGCAGCCAAGCAGGCUUCGCUCAGUGCCAGGAACACCGUCCAGCCAUGGAGGAGGAAGAGGAGCAGCCGUCUCGGGAGGCUGACGUCGAACCCGUCCUGACAUCAGGGGCUUCGGAGGUGGUGCCCAGGGUGCUUUCCGGAGAACCGCAGAGCCUGUCUGACAUGGACGCUUUCAACCUGCUCCUGGAGAUGAAGCUGACACGGCGGCAGGAAAGGCCCGACCUGCCGCGCACAGUGACCCAGCUGGUGGCCGAGGAUGGGAGCAGGGUGUACGUGGUGGGCACCGCCCACUUCAGCGAUGACAGCAAGAGAGAUGUCGUGAAGACCAUCCGGGAGGUGCAGCCCGACGUGGUGGUCGUGGAGCUCUGCCAGUACCGCGUGUCCAUGCUGAAGAUGGACGAGGCCGCCCUGCUGCGCGAGGCCAAGGAGCUCAGCUUGGAGAAGCUGCAGCAGGCUGUGAGGCAGAACGGGGUCAUGUCCGGGCUCAUGCAGAUGCUGCUGCUUAAGGUGUCCGCCCACAUCACCGAGCAGCUGGGCAUGGCCCCCGGCGGCGAGUUCAGAGAGGCCUUCAAGGAGGCCAGCAAGGUGCCUUUCUGCAAGUUCCACCUGGGCGACCGGCCCAUCCCCGUGACCUUCAAGAGGGCCAUUGCCGCACUGUCCUUCUGGCAGAAGGUCAAGCUGGCCUGGGGCCUGUGUUUCCUGUCCGACCCUAUCAGCAAGGAUGACGUGGAGCGGUGCAAACAGAAGGACCUGCUGGAACAGAUGAUGGCCGAGAUGAUUGGCGAGUUUCCAGACCUGCACCGCACCAUCGUCUCGGAGCGCGACAUCUACCUGACCUACGUGCUGAGGCAGGCCGCCCGGCGCCUCGAGCUGCCGCGCUCCUCUGACGCCGAGCCCAGGAAGUGCGUCCCGUCCGUGGUGGUGGGCGUCGUGGGCAUGGGCCACGUCCCCGGCAUUGAGAAGAACUGGACCACCGACCUCAACAUCCAGGAGAUCAUGACCUCAGCCCCCCACCCUGGCAGGAGGCAGGGGAGGAGGCGGAGGGAGCCUGGCAGCCUGAACAAAAGGUGCCCAGGACCAGCAGCUCAGAUCUGCCCAGGAAGACCAGAAGUAUGGCUGUCAGCCCUGUGCUGGGUCUUGCUGCUCUCCUCUGCCUCUCUGCACCCCCUGCCAGCUCCAUGGUGCAGCAUCGAAUGCGGGUCCCUGUGGUGCUGCUGGAACCCCAAGCAGGCCUUACUCUCCGUGAGGACCCACCUGGCUCCCUGCCCCAAACAGCCUGCCGGAGGGGCAGUGAGGACAAGGCCCCCUUCGAGUCCUGUGUCAGGAGGGGCCAGCCAAGCUUGGGGAAGCCUAGCCAGGCCCUCCAAGAGCAGCGGGUGAGGUCCUCGUUGGACCCAUGGGGAAGAGGUGGUGUCCAGGGGCAGUGGGAGACACCAAAGAAUUUAGGGGGGCAGCAAAUGAGUGAGUCCAAGGAACGGCCCCUUGAGAGAGGAGAAGCUGGUGUCCAGGUAAGGGGAUGGUGCUGCCUGUUUGUCAGGACCAAGGUUGUGAAUGGCCUGUGGGA